Messenger RNA from Phytophthora sojae, 561 nucleotides. RefSeq lists its product as hypothetical. The record is from RefSeq and is a predicted model, not a curated record. The transcript has a single exon. The coding region runs from base 1 to 561 and encodes 186 amino acids. Lineage: Eukaryota; Oomycota; Peronosporomycetes; Peronosporales; Peronosporaceae.
AUGAAGGACGCCACCGACAUCAAAAAAGAAUUUCGAGUUUGUGGCCUUGUUCAACGACAGUCAUUUGAUGUGGAAGACCUCCACCCUCCGCUUCGCGAGCUGUUGGAGGCGAGUAUUGAUUUGGAUGAAUGGCACCGCAGAUACAAGGCUCUGCUUGACGAAGAAGCUGAUCUAGAAGAGGUUUGCAUUGACCCACCUGAGUGGUAUCUACCGGAGGAGACUAAAUCAAGUCUUCAUCGUUGCCUCCGUUUCAGCCUCGCACCCUCCAUCGCCGACUACAUCACGCUGCUGACGGAGUUCAUGGCAGGACUUGAAGAUUUGACAGGCUUACUUGACCACGACUACAUUGAGUCGAUCAGAAACGGAACUGCUGAAUGGGGUGAGUUGGAGCUUUUUGCAGCAUCCAGAUUGCACAGGUGCAGCAUUGAAGUGAAAACUUUGAACGACAACUGCAAAGUGAUUUCCGAGUUCACCUACACUGUUCCUGAGGCAACUGGGAAGAUAUGCCUUGCUCGACUGGGCCCUCAGUUUGCGUUGCACGUAGCAGGAAUGCGGAUAUAG